Messenger RNA from Brienomyrus brachyistius, 1799 nucleotides. Its product is annotated as beta-1,3-galactosyl-O-glycosyl-glycoprotein beta-1,6-N-acetylglucosaminyltransferase-like. Bases 385 to 1644 code for a protein of 419 amino acids. The record is from RefSeq and is a predicted model, not a curated record. Gene Ontology annotation, cellular component: membrane. The transcript has 2 exons. Gene Ontology annotation, molecular function: beta-1,3-galactosyl-O-glycosyl-glycoprotein beta-1,6-N-acetylglucosaminyltransferase activity. Lineage: Eukaryota; Metazoa; Chordata; Actinopteri; Osteoglossiformes; Mormyridae.
GGGGUAAACGGGGAUUUAAUAAAGGGAAGAAGGCUAGAGGGAGAACGGGCCAUCGACUGACAAUACCUAACAUCAAUGAUGGACAAAAACUAAGGCAAGACAUGGACUGAAAUAGACAAGACAGAGCAAAAAUAAUCAGACUUAGCUGGGCUAGAUCAGGGAAUCUGGGAUCCCACGCACCGCGUCACUGAUUUGACUGCAGUAUUUAAAGGGUGGUGUAAGGCGAACGCUGCACGUUAAUCCUCUUGUGUUAGACGCUCGGAGGUGAAGACAACGGAGGUUUAAUGUGUCCACAUUGUUGCUUUUCUGUAACAGAGAAAUAAGACUGAAGGUUUCAGGCCAAAGACCAAUGACGACGACAGCUUGUACAUCUCCGCUGGGAAAAUGUUUAGAUACAUGAAUAAAUUCAGGAAGUUAUUAUUGAUUGGAAUAUUUAUUUUCCCCAUAGGAUAUUUCUUCUACAUUAAAUUGGAAUUAAGUCUAGACUACAAUUUUCUAGAGCUCACUGAUAAGAGCAUUGAAAAACUGUGCAACUGUACAAAGAUCCUGAAGAAAGAUCGGGAGGAAAUUGGGAAUGCAAAGUUGAAUUUGAUAACCAAAAGCUUUCGAAACAAAAGCACGAUUACAGAUAAGCAUUACAUUGAAUGGACUAAAGACUGUGAGAAAUUCCGAGUAAUGAGGAAGUAUUUGACUUUUCCCUUGAGUCGUGAGGAGGAGAUGUUUCCCAUUGCAUACUCCAUAGUAAUUCACCAGAAGAUCCACAGUUUUGAAAGGAUGCUCAGGUCUAUUUACAGCCCGCAGAAUUUUUAUUGCGUCCACGUUGACCAAAAGUCUGCGCCAUCAUUUCAGACUGCUGUGAAAGGCAUUGCUGCCUGCUUUGACAAUGUCAUCGUUUCCAGUAAACAGGAGAGAGUUGUGUAUGCUAGCUGGAGCAGGGUCCAGGCUGACAUCAACUGUAUGGGGGACCUCUAUAACUUGAGUUCCAAAUGGAAAUACUUUAUAAACCUCUGUGGUCAGGACUUUCCCAUAAAGACCAACCUGGAAAUAGUGCGGAAAUUGAAAGUUUUGAAUGGCAAGAAUACUCUUGAGACUGAACGAAUGCCAGCAGGCAAGAAAGUCAGAUGGGAAAAAAUAUACAAGAUUGUCAAUGGUAACAUACAGAGAACAAAAGAAAACAAACAGGCACCUCCAGUUAAUACCCCUAUAUUUGCAGGGGGUGCUUACAUCGUGGUUUGCCGGGAUUUUGUGCGAUACGUUCUUGAGGAUCCUGCAGCACAUCGGUUGAUCGAAUGGUCAAAAGACACCUACAGCCCCGAUGAGCAUCUGUGGGCUACGUUACAGAGGCAGCCUGGAGCUCCUGGAUCCGUCCCCAUCAGUAGCAGAUAUGAUGUCACUGACGUGAAUUCAAUUUCAAGGCUGGUGAAAUGGCUGUAUUUUGAAGGACAAGAAUCAAAGGGAGCCAUGUACCCUCCCUGCGAGGGGCAUCACGUCCGGACUGUGUGUGUUUAUGGUGUCGGGGACCUCAAGUGGAUUUUGCAGCAGCCCCAUCUGUUUGCCAAUAAGUUUGACUCAGACGCAGACUAUUUUGUCCUGUACUGCUUAGAGCGUUACUUGCGCCAUAAGGCCCUGGCGGAGAUGGAAUGAGAGAUUUUGUCUCUUCAAGGUAACUCCCAAUACAUGUGUAACAUUCAGCUAGCCCAUGUUGCCAAGUGAAGAAGAUAAUACUGAAAUUAUAAAUGGAAAUGACCAAAGUAUUUGCACUUGAAAUGUAUUCCGAAUAAAGACAUAAUCAAACAUUC